Molecule: messenger RNA, 1081 nt
Organism: Dentiscutata erythropus
Lineage: Eukaryota; Fungi; Glomeromycota; Glomeromycetes; Diversisporales; Gigasporaceae
Source: the annotation of a GenBank genome assembly
AAAUUAUUUGGAUGUAUAUCCUUAUGAUCGUUGGGGUGAAUCAAAUUUGCCAAAUUUUCAGAAAGGUGAAACAUUUAUACCUACCACAUGUGAAAUGCGAGAAGGACGUACUUCACCACCUGAAUAUUUGACUGAAGCAGAUUUAAUUAGUACUGACGCAACCAUUCAUGUACAUAUUGCUAAGAUAAUUGAACGAGAAUAUGCUAGAAAAGACUUUAGGAGUGGAAAAACUUAUAUAUUACCAUCAAACUUGGGUGUUGCACUAGUCGAAGGUUAUGACUCUAUUGGAUUUGAUAAGUCGUUGUCUAAACCAUUUUUGAGAAGAGAGAUGGAAUCAAAUUUUAAAAUGGUUUGUGAAGGACGAAAGCAGAAAGAAGAUUUGAUCAAAGAUAGCAUUGCCAUGUAUAAAGAUAUGUAUAUCAAGACAAGUGAAAAUGUUCAAAAAUUAGUUCGAGUAAGGAUUAAUUUUGAAUAUAAUAUCGUUUCUACCCGUUUAACAACGUCUGGGUCCAACCUUAACCCUGAUGUUUCUAAUAAUACGCCGCCUGAAAGACGUUCGAGGCCUGCGCAACCAACUAGAAGUUCUACAUCGUCGUUCCAAUCCGCUGCGGUUGAUUCAGAUCAUCCUAAAUGUCGAUGUGGACUCUAUGCUGCUUCUAAUAAGACAAUGUCUUUAGGAGCUAAUCAUGGAAGGCCUUAUUUUGCAUGCCCAAAGGCAGGUAAAAAAUGUACUUUUUUCCAAUGGGCAGAUGGAGCAUCGACUUCAAGCUCAGGUACUCGUCGAACUCAUGCGAGUAGUGACAGUAGUCCUGGAAAUGUUACAUGUUAUAAUUGUGGUGAAGCUGGUCAUUUCGCUAAUAUGUGUAAGGAAUCGAAGAGAACCAGAACAAACGCGACUAGUAGUAGUGCAGUCCAGUCAAGAAUGAGUACCUCUACGUGUUACAAAUGCAAUCAAGUUGGACACUGGUCAAACAACUGUCCAAAUGCAGCAUCCUCUUUUAAUGGGUCUCGUGGUCGUGGUUCAAAACGACGCGGACCUCAAGCACGUCGGAAAGAAAAAAAAGGAAACAGUUCUACGUGA